AUGGGUGACAUUAUACAAUGUAAAACAAGUGAUUAUAUUUUUUAUACACAGAAAAACAAUAUUCAAUUGAUUAAUCCUUCAAUUUCUAUUCAAGCUCAAUUAUGUUAUACAGGACAUAAUUCAAUAAUAAAUUCAAUUGAUUUAAAUGAUCAACAUAUGUCAUCUGUAUCAAAUAUAAUCACAAUACAUGAUAUAUUGGAAACUAAGCCAAUUAGAAGGAUUUAUCCUCAGGAGAAUAAAUUUCAAAUCAAUCAAGUUAAAUAUUUAAAUCAAGAUUUAAUUUCCACAAUUGAUGAUAAUCAAUGUUUAAAAAUUUAUGAUUUAAGACAAGAUCAAUUUUAUAAACCAAUUCAAGAAUAUUCACACCCUAAGGAUUCAAUUAAUUGUAUGGAUCAUAAAUUAGAGGACUUUAAGAUUAUUUGUGGUUCAAAUGAUGGUUCAUUAUAUUCAUAUGAUUUAAGACAAGGUUUAGUAAUUAUAGAUCCAUUAGAAACACCAAUAACUGCAUUGAAGAUCCAAAAUGAUAAACUUUUGGUUAAUAGAUUGAAUAACAAUGCACUCCUCAUCAAUUUAUCUUCUAAUGAACAAUUAGACUUACACAAGACAUGGGAUAAAGAGUAUAAAUGUUGUGUUGAGAUAUUUAAUAAUACUCUUUUCGUCGGGACAGAACAAGGUCAGUUGAACCAAUACAAUCUAGAAGGUACCCUGAUAAACACCAUCACAACUAAUGGAAUCCCUAGUACAAUAACAACUGAUCAUGAUUCCAAUUCCUUAAUAAUUGGUUCAAAUUACAUCAGACAAAUCCCAAAUAGGAAAUAUCAGCAUAAAUCUUCAUCUCCAGAGCCUAAAAAACCUUCAUUACCUCAAUAUAAAGAAUUAUUACCAAGAUUUAUUAUUAAAGAAUUGAUUGGUGAAGGUGCUUUUUCAAAAGUUUAUAAAGCUCUUGAUUCAGAUUUAAAUAUUGAAGUUGCAAUUAAAGUUAUUGAUAAAAAUUCAAUGAAUAAAUCACAACUUGAUUCAAUCUUAAAAGAAAUUAGUAUAAUGAGAAGAUUAAAUCAUCCAAAUAUUAUUAAAUUUAUAAAUUAUAUUCAAACUUCAUCAAAAACUUUUUUAAUAUUAGAAUUAUUAAAUGGUGGUGAAAUUUUUAAUAAAAUUGUGGAAUUAACUUAUUUUAGUGAAGAUUUAUCAAAACAUGUCCUAAUACAAAUUGUUAAUUCUGUUAAAUAUUUACAUGAUGAAGUUGGUGUUGUUCAUCGUGAUAUAAAACCUGAAAAUUUAUUAUUUGAAUCAAUUCAAUAUAUCCCCUCCACAGAUCCAAUUUCAAAAUUAAGAAAAUCUGAUGAUGAAACUAAAAAAGAUGAAGGUGAAUUUACAAAUGGUAUUGGUGGUGGUACAAUUGGUACAGUUAAAUUAGCAGAUUUUGGAUUAUCAAAAGUUUUAUUUGAUCAAGCAACAACUAAAACUCCAUGUGGUACUGCAUCAUACACGGCACCUGAAAUUAUUAAAGAUGAAGCAUAUUCAAAAUCUGUUGAUAUGUGGGGUGUUGGUUGUGUCCUAUAUACAUUAUUAUGUGGUUUCCCACCAUUUUAUGAUUCAAAUCCAGAAGAAUUAACUAAAAAAGUUGCAAGAGGUGAAUAUUGCUUUUUAUCACCAUGGUGGGAUGAAAUCUCACAGGAAGCUAAAGAUCUUGUAAGUCAUUUACUCACGGUAGAUCCAAGAAAGAGAUAUGGACCUGAUCAAGUAUUGAAACAUCCUUGGAUCACAGGAGAAAAGGAAUUAAGUAUACCCGCUGUUGAUGCACCAAAACCAUUUACAACAAAAGGUUUAAAAUUUGAAGAAGUUAUACCUAAAAUGGCUUCAUCAUUACAAAAUAAUGGUCCUUUAAGUCCAAGAGCUGAAGCUAUGAAACGUGCAUUAGAUACAGGUAUUUCCAUACAAAGAAUUGGUACACCAUUAAGAAGAUUAGUUGAUGAUUAUUUUAAUGAAGAAGAUGAACAAGGUAUUUCAUCAAAUUCUUCUUCAGAUGAUGAUGAAGAAGAUGAAGAAGAUGAUGAUGAAGGGGAUGAAGAUGAUUCAGAUGAAGAAGUUGGAAGUUAUACAUAUCAAAAUAAGUAUUCAAUGUCUCCAUAUCAUUGUAAAAGAAAAAAUGAAAAAAGUUCAAAUAUGAGAUUUAAAGAAUUUGAUACUUUUAAUUUAAGAUUUGAUGAUAAUACAAUGUUGAAUAGACGGAAAUUAAAUAAUGAUAAAAAAUUAAGGGCAUGA
Messenger RNA from Hansenula ciferrii, 2262 nucleotides. Its product is annotated as Serine/threonine-protein kinase. The coding region runs from base 1 to 2262 and encodes 753 amino acids. Lineage: Eukaryota; Fungi; Ascomycota; Saccharomycetes; Phaffomycetales; Wickerhamomycetaceae. The record is from RefSeq and is a predicted model, not a curated record. Gene Ontology annotation, molecular function: protein kinase activity; ATP binding; protein binding. Gene Ontology annotation, biological process: protein phosphorylation. The transcript has 4 exons.